This is a messenger RNA of Aptenodytes forsteri (emperor penguin), 8680 nucleotides long. It is a transcript of the gene TG, whose product is annotated as thyroglobulin. Bases 1 to 8433 code for a protein of 2810 amino acids. The transcript has 50 exons. The record is from RefSeq and is a predicted model, not a curated record. Gene Ontology annotation, biological process: thyroid hormone generation. NCBI's taxonomy places the organism in Eukaryota, Metazoa, Chordata, Aves, Sphenisciformes, Spheniscidae.
AUGGGCUCCAUCCCAUUUUGCACCCUUCUUUGCUGCUUUAGUAGCAUAGCAGCAGCCAAUAUAUUUGAGUACCAGACAGAUUCCCAACCGUUACGUCCAUGCGAACUUCAGAGGGAAAAGGCUUUUUCAGGAGGAGAAACAUACGUUCCUCAGUGCUCAGAAGAUGGCCAGUUCAGGACAGUUCAGUGCAGUAGGAAUGGUCUUUCUUGUUGGUGUGUGGACGAGAAUGGCAUUGAGGUACCUGGCAGCAAACAGAAUGGAUAUCCCAUAUCUUGCUUAUCCUUUUGCCAGCUGCAAAAGCAGAGGAUCUUGGUCAGUCGCUACAUCAACAGCAGCAGCAUCUCCUACAUCCCUCAGUGCCUGGAUUCAGGGGCAUUUGAUGCGGUGCAGUGUGACACGGAGCUGGGUCAGUGCUGGUGUGUAGAUCCAGAAGGAAUGGAGGUUUAUGGCACCAGGCAGAGGGGAAAGCCAACGCGGUGUCCGGGAAACUGUGAGAUCCGAGACCGUCGCAUUCUUCAUGGGUUUGGGGAGAAGAGCCCACCGCAGUGCUCAGCAGAUGGAGAGUUUCUGCCUGUCCAGUGCAAGUUUGUCAACACUACAGACAUGAUGUUUUUUGAUCUCGUUCAUAGUUAUAACAGGCUCCCGGAGGCUUUCCAAACGUUCAGCUCCUUGCGGGAGACAUUCCCAGAGGUCUCUGGGUACUGUUACUGCACGGACAGCCUGGGGAGAGAGUUGGCAGACAGCGGCUUGGAACUGCUGCUCGAUGAAGUUUACGACACAAUUUUCUCUGCGCUGGAGCCUGCCCGCAUGUUCACAGAGACCAGCAUAUAUCGGAUCCUGCAGAGGCGGUUCCUGGGGGUUCAGCUAGCUACCUCUGGCAAGUUCAGAUGCCCCUCAAAGUGCGAGGUUGAGCGGUACACAGCCCUGCGUUACCAGCAUGCCUACGUGCCGUCUUGUGAUACCGAUGGGGGCUACACGCCAGUGCAGUGUCAGCAGGGAGGACAGUGCUGGUGUGUGGACACCAAAGGGCAAGAGGUCCAGGGCACAAAGAGACGAGGACAGCCCCCGGCCUGCGGUGAAGAACAAGUGUGCAUCGCUGAGAGACGACGGGCCUUGUCGAGGAUCUUUUAUGGCCCUGCUGGGUACUUCAGUCAGUCCAAUUUGUUUUCCAUGCCAGAUAUGCAGUCGGAAAAAAUAGCUGGCUUCUCAAGACCCUGCCCUCCCUCCUUCAAGGAGCUGUUUCUGGACUCUGGAUUGUUGUCCCCAGUUGCACAAAGCCCAUAUGUCAGCCAGAUUCCUGGGCUAGAAACCACCCUUAGUGAAGCCAUCACGGGGAUGUUCCCAUCAAGGGAACUGGCUCAAGUGGCACUGCAAUUUACUGCCAAUCCAAAGCGUUUCCAAGAAAACCUCUUUGGAGGAAGGUUCUUGAAGAAUUUGAUCCAGUUUAACUUCACAGGGGCACUUGGCACUAGUGGAAAAUACAGCAUUGGCCAAUUUUUCCCACAGGAGGAUGUGGCAGAGAGGGGUAACGGCCAAGGCCUUCCGGAAUCAGCUGAGGCAUUUUCAUUGGAGGUAUCAAAGGGGAGCUCAAUUUUGAAUAAACAUCUGGUAGGCAGUUUUGGCCGCACAGUGACUCUACAGGACAAUCAGAAUAUGAUGAAAUUACUUUCCUCUGUUCUGGAACUACCAGAGUUCUUUACUUUUCUUCAACAAGUGAUUUCUGUCCCCAAAAGCAUUGCUGGAGAUUUAGGUGAAGUGGUGAAACUAGCAUUGGGAUCCGAAGACUGUGGUGAGGAGCAGAGAGACCUCUUUGUUCCAACAUGCACCAAGGAGGGGAGGUAUGAGGAAGUUCAGUGCUAUGCAGGAGAGUGCUGGUGUUUGGACACUUCAGGUAAGGAAGUUCCAGGCUCCAGAGUUCAAGGCAAACAUCCGAGGUGUCCCACUGAUUGUGAGAAGCAAAGGAGAAACCUGCAAAACUUGAAGCAAAGCCUGCCUGCGGGAUCAGAUCUUUUUAUUCCCUCUUGUACUGAGGAUGGAGACUUUCUGCCACUCCAGUGUCAUGGGACAAAUUGCUUCUGUGUUGAUUUGAAUGGCAAGACUAUUCCAGGAAUAAGGGGAAAAGCUGGAAAGCCGAUGCAAUGCCCAAGUGCUUGCCAAGUAACAGCUGGUCAGGAGUUUCUAAAGGCUGUGAAACUCCUGUUGUCAAAUCCAAGUGCUCUGUCUCAGCUCUCCAGCAUUUACCUCCCGCAGUGUGAUGCUGACGGUGCCUGGAGGCGGGUGCAGUGCAGUGGACCUUCUGAGCAAGCCUUUGAGUGGUACGAAAGGUGGAUUGCAGAGAACAAUGAAGGCAAAACCCUGCCUGUUGCUAGUCUAUUGAAUAUCAUAACUGGAUAUAAAGAGACGUCUUCCAAAGGCUUUUCAGCUUUUAUUAAAGCUUUGUAUGAGGCUGGGCACCAGAAUAUCUUCCCAGCAUUCACCACGUAUUCCUCCUUCACUGAUCUCCCACCUGAAGUGCUGGAAGGAAACGUGACCUAUGCAUCUGAGAACAUUUUACUGGAUCCAUAUACGUUCUGGCAGCUUCUGAAUGAGCAGUUGACCUAUUACCCAGGACCCUAUACUGAUUUCAGCGCUCCAUUAAGCCACUUUGAACUUCGUGAUUGUUGGUGUGUUGAUAGCAAAGGAAAAGAGCUGCAAGGAACAAAGGCAGAAGUGAACCAGGUCCCAGCAUGUCCUGGUAUAUGUGAAGGUGUUAAGCAGGAAGCCAUGAAAUUUAUGGAGGAGGCAGAGCAGCUCAUCCUAGCAUCAAAUAGUUCCCACUUCCCUUUUGGAGAAAGCUUCUUGAUGGCAAAGGGAAUACAGCUCACAGACAACGAUCUCCUACGUUCUGCUCGGCCCUAUGAGACAGAGGCGGUGGUCUCUGAAAAGCUGUUAUCGGGCAGUGACUAUGCUCUCCAGCUGGCUGCAUGGUCAGUCUUGCAUUUCUACUGGCGGAGUCACUUUACUUCAAAACGUUCUGCUGGGGAAGCAGCGCAGCUGGGAUUUCUCCCUUACAUCCCACAGUGUGAUGGCCUGGGAAACUGGGAGCCAACUCAGUGCUAUGAGAGCACAGGUCAUUGCUGGUGCGUGGAUGGGAGAGGACAUUAUGUCAUGGAUUCCUUGGUCUCACGCUUGGCAGAACUUCCCAAAUGCCAGACAUCAUGUCAGCGAUCUCGAACCAAUGCCUUAAUUUCCAGCUGGAGACAGAGCGGUUCAAAGCUGGAUGCCUCUACAGCUGAUCUAUUCGUCCCCUACUGCCUUGAGACAGGAGAAUACGAUGUGCUACAGAGAUCCGACACAGAUAUUUGGUGUGUAGAUCCUGUGUCAGGAGAAGUAUUGCAGCGUGGCAGCAAAGAUUUGGAUGGAAAUCCUGAGUGUCCUAGUUUCUGCAAUAUGCUGAAGUCUAAAACUAGUUUACGAGAAGCUGGCAAAGGCUACAUCCCACAGUGUGAAGGGGACAACGGGACUUUUUCACCCAUGCAGUGCAGCCAGGAUCAAGAGAGCUGCUGGUGUGUCUUUGACAAUGGAGAAGAGGUGCCAGGGACACGAGUAAGCAGAGGAAGACCUGCAUGUGCAAGUCCGCAGUGUACUCUGCCAUUCGGUGCCUCAUCUGUUCUCAACGGAGCUGUAUUUUGUGAAAACAUUUCUGGGCAAGCUUCAAGCGUUCAGCAGUGUUGGCUGGUGUGCCACCAGGGCUUCCACAGCGCCUCUUCCAGCACGUCGUUUCAGUGUGAUGUGCAACAGCGUCGAUGGGUCUUGGCUGCCCCACUCUAUCAGGCCUGCCAGAAGCUCCAAUUACUUCAGACAGUCCAAGCUCAAACACACUUUCAACUGCUACUGCCUCCUGAGAAGACUUGUAGUUCUGACUACUCUGGAUUACUCCAGGCAUUCCAGAUAUUUAUUUUAGAUGAGUUGAAGGCUCGUGGUUUAUGUCACCUCCAGGUAAAUGCAUUCGGAAAUACUGGCUCAGUUUCUGUCUGUGAUGAUUCCACUGUCUAUGUUGAAUGCCUGAGCGUGGACCGCCUGGGGGUGAAUGUCACGUGGAGGACUCAGCUGGAAAACAUCCCGGCAGCUUCUCUCCCUGACUUACAUGAUAUUGAAAAUGCAAUUGUUGGAGAAAAUCUCAUUGGAGCAUUUAUAAAAGAGAUUAAGGAUGGUGGUUUUCUGCUGCAUUUGGACUCCAAGCAAUUCCUAGGAGAUUCUUUCAUUGAUUUUCCCCGGGAUGAAGAGUUUGAUCUGUCUCCGAGUGUGCAGCUAGGAUGUAGAAGUGGGUUUCGAAGAACUUCAUCUCCUGCGAAAGCAGUCCCAGAUUCACAAGGAUGUGUUGUUUGUCCUCCGGGCAGUCAUUUCCAGAACGAUGAAUGCGUUCCCUGCCCUUUUGGCUACUAUCAGCAUCAGACAGGACGUUCCUCUUGUAUCAAGUGUCCUGUGGGCAAAACUACCAACUCCUCUGGGGCAUUCAGCGCUGAUCACUGUAUCACGUACUGUCAAAGCAAUGAGCAGGGUCUGCAGUGUGAUGAAGAUGGCCAGUAUAGACCUUUCCAGCAAGACCCUGACACUAAGAAAUCCUUCUGUGUUGAUAGCUUUGGAGCAGCCCUGGACUGGACUGAAACAGACGAUCUCCUUACAGACUACCAGUGCCUAGUGCUCAGAAAAUUUGAGAGAGUUCCUGCCUCCAGACUGAUUUAUGGGUCAGAAGCAGAUCAAAUUCUUCAGUCUCAGUCACUUGGGGAAGACCUGCAAAGUCCAGCUUUUCAGUGCAUUUCAGGCUGUGAGAGGGAAGAAGCAUGUGGUUUUGCCACCGUAACUCCUGCUGGUGCUGAAGUUCUGUGUGAAUUAUACAGCGCUGCUGAAGUCAACUUCAACUGCACCACCUCUGGAUCGGUGCAAGGUGUUUUGGGGAACCCCGCUGCCACUAGCAUCGGUCGUCUCAGCUGCCUGCUUCAUGUCAGGAAUCCAGAGGGAGAUGCAGUGAUGGUCUAUUUGAAGAGAGGACAAGAAUUUAACUCAUCUGGACUCAAGACCUUUGAAAGGACCAGUUUUCAAAAUGUGCUUUCUGGCGUAUAUCGCUCCGUGGCGCUCUCAGCAGCUAGCACAUCUCUGACUGAUGCUCAGCUCUUCUGUCGGCAGACUUGCAGCAGGGACUCUUGCUGUGAUGGCUUCAUCUUGAGUCAGAUUGCACUUGAUGGAGGUACCAUUUUGUGUAGUUUGAUGAGCUACCCAGACGUGCUGAUCUGCAAUGCAAAUGGCUGGAGUCCAACACCAACAUCUGCCAUAGAUGGGAUAUGUAAAGGUGUGAGCUAUGAUGAAAAAGAGAAGAUGUUUUCCUUCAACCUGGGAGGACAAGUGUUCAGUGGAACUUCUAAGUUGGCAGAAGAGGCAGAAAGAAAUUUUACUACCUUUCAGCAAGUUUAUCUGUGGAGAGGCUCCGAUAUGGUCACCCGGACUAAAACCUCAGAGUGCGAUGCUACUGCUUUGAAGACAGAGAAUGAUCUAACGUUAUCAGAUUCCACAAAGGAUCUUUUCUACCUAAUGGACAACAGCCGGAUACGAAGUGACCAGAACUCUUCUCUCUCUUACCAGCAGUACUGGGUCUUCAGGCAGAAGUACUCAGCAGAGGAAGCUGUGCUUUGGUGUCUCACACGUUGUGCGCAAGAUGAGUUUUGUCGAAUGGCAGAUCUUCAAAACGCUGCAGACAAAUACUCUGUGUGCACCCUCUAUCCAGAGGCACAGAUUUGUGAUGGCAGCAUCGAUCAAAUACCAGAAAACUGUCGAACCGUGCUACCCUGGCAACCACAGACAUUGUAUCGUAAAAUAGUCACUCUAAAAAGUUCUGUGAAGAGCUUUUACACACGUGUACCAUUCCAGAAAGUAACGGGGAUCUCAGUGAGGAAUAAGACUGACAUGAGCAGUAAAGCUGUUUCAGAUGGCUUCUUUGAGUGUGAGCGUUGGUGUGAUGCUGACCCUUGUUGCACGGGAUUUGGCUUUUUUAAUGACUCCCAGCUAUCAGGUGGAAAGAUCGUGUGCCUGACUCUGAACAGCCUAGGAAUCCAGAUGUGUGCUGAGGAAACAAGAAGUGCUUGGCAAGUUUCAAAUUGUAGUUCACCAGAUGCUGAAGUCAGAAUACACCCAUUUGGCUGGUAUCAAAAGCCUGCUGACUUGAAGAACACCAUGCCUAACGUGUGUCCGCCUGUUAGUUUACCUCUCAGGCCAGAAAGUGAGUAUUUGGAUAUAUGGCAACCCUUAAAUGUGUCCUCUGUUAUCAUGGAUUCAUCCAUCUCAAACUUUGAAAUGGUACAAGUUAGUAGAGACAUAUCCAAUGACUUCUCCACUGCCAGAGACUUUUGUCUAUCCGAGUAUUUGGAUAUAUGGCAACCCUUAAAUGUGUCCUCUGUUAUCAUGGAUUCAUCCAUCUCAAACUUUGAAGUUGUACAAGUUAGUAGAGACAUAUCCAAUGACUUCUCCACUGCCAGAGACUUUUGUCUAUCCGCUUGUUCAAAGAACCAGUCAUGUACAGUGGUUACACUGGAAAUCCAGCCUUCAGCAGUAAGAUGCCUUUUCUACCCUGAUACACAGAUAUGCACACAUGGCCUGCAAGGGCACAGCUGCCGGGUUUUACUCAAAGAGCCAGCUACAUAUAUCUAUAGGAGACAAGAUUUAUUCCUGCCCAUUUCUGAAUCGGAUUUAACUCCAUCUGUGUACAUCCCGUCCCAUGGAGAUCUGAUGGGCAAAUCCCAGGUGAUACGCAUUGGCUCAGAGUGGAGAAAUAUCAGCCAGUUCCUGGGGAUCCCGUAUGCUGCACCUCCCCUUGCAGAGAGGCGCUUCAGUCCUCCAGAGCCGUUUGCUUGGGUGGAAACCUGGAAUGCUACUGUGGCUCGAGCAGCUUGUUGGCAGCCAGGAGAUGGAGAGGCCCCAUCAUACUCUGUCAGUGAAGACUGCCUAUAUCUGAAUGUCUUUGUUCCUGCCACCACUGUCAAAAACAUGUCAGUGUUACUGUUCUUCCACAAUGGAGGGAGUUACAAUGCUGAGGAGGGAAAGACAACCAUAGAUGGAUCAUACCUAGCUGCCAUCAGUAAUGCCAUUGUCGUGACGGCAAACUACCGGGUUGGUGUUUUUGGCUUCUUCAGUAUUGGUUCUCCUGAGGCAAGUGGAAACGCUGGCCUUUUGGAUCAAUUGGCAGCUUUGAAGUGGGUGCAGCAGAACAUCGCUAGCUUUGGGGGAGAUCCAAGACGGGUUUCUUUAGGAGCUGACCGUGGCGGGGCAGAUGUUGCCAGCAUUCACCUGCUCACAGAGACAGCGGAUAUGGACCUCUUCAAGAGGGUGUUGUUGAUGGGAGGUUCAGCUUUUUCUCCAGCAUCCAUUAUUACUAAGAGGAGAGCACAGACCCAAGCAGCGGUCCUGGCUGAAGAUGUGGGAUGCCCUUCAUCCACCACUGAGGAAAUUGUAGCCUGCCUCCGCCAGUUGCCUGCUCGUGUCCUCAAUGAUGCACAGACUAAGCUCCUAGCUAUAAGUGGUCCAUUCCAGUACUGGGGUCCAGUGAUGGAUGGAAUUUACCUUCAGGAACCUUUAGCUAAAGCCCUGCAGCGCCCUCAACUUUGGAAAGUAGAUCUGCUCAUUGGAAGUGCUCAGCAAGAUGGGUUGAUCAGCAGAGCUAAGGCAAUUAAGAAAUUUGAAGAAAGUCAAGGAAGAGCCAACAGCAAAACAGCCUUUUAUCAGGCUCUGCAAAAUUCUCUAGGAGGAGAAGACUCAAACUCGUUCAUUGAAGAUGCAGCUACGUGGUAUUACUCCCUCAAACACUCAACCGAUGAUUAUUCAUCCUUUUCCAGGGCUUUGGAAAAUGCCACCCGUGACCAGUUUAUCACGUGUCCCAUCAUAAACAUGGCCAGUCACUGGGCUGCUGCCUCCAGAGGAAAUGUCUUCAUGUAUCACGUACCUGAGAAUGAAGGCCAUUAUGCUGCGGAGCUCUUGCUGGAUGUUCAGUAUGCAUUUGGACUGCCAUUCUACCUGAAGUAUGAAGAACAAUUUACUCUGGAAGAAAAGAGCCUUUCCUUGCAAAUUAUGCAGUAUAUCUCCAAUUUUGUAAACUCUGGAAAUCCAAACUACCCUUAUAGUUUCUCAAGAAGAAUGUCAGGGGUGAUGCCCCCCUGGCCUAUGUAUCUGCCAAAUGAUGAUGGUGAUAACUACAAGGAGUUCACUGUUUCCUUGCCAACUCUUAAAGGAUUGAAAAAAGCGGACUGUUCCUUUUGGUCUGAUUAUAUCAGAAGACUGAAAGCAUCCACAGGAAACGCAAGUAACGGAGAGCCAUCUGCAGAAAACAGCCCUAGUGAAGCUCCCAGUGAAGGACUUACGUCCCAGGAGAGCCAGCCACUGGGAGACAGUGUGGCUUACAGCAGAUAGAAAGUCACAGCUAUUGGAUGGGUUUGUCAAACAAUUGUAUAUCCAUACAACUGUGUCACACCAGAUGAACGAGUGGCUUCCUUUAGUUAACUUUCUGAACAAGUAAAGUAGACCUUUCAAGAAAGUAGUUUUUCAAGAAAAUUUUUGAAUAUGGCACAAAAUAAGCCCUACAGCUAUUAUUUUAGGUCAAAAGAAACUGUAAUUUGAAAAAUGAAGUAUCAAUAAAACCUGCAAAAACCAAACAAAA